Aspergillus steynii IBT 23096 is the source of this 2766-nucleotide messenger RNA. Its product is annotated as SH3 domain protein. Bases 1 to 2766 code for a protein of 921 amino acids. Gene Ontology annotation, cellular component: nucleus. Gene Ontology annotation, biological process: ubiquitin-dependent protein catabolic process; protein ubiquitination; mitotic cell cycle checkpoint signaling. Gene Ontology annotation, molecular function: protein binding; zinc ion binding; ubiquitin-protein transferase activity. The record is from RefSeq and is a predicted model, not a curated record. Lineage: Eukaryota; Fungi; Ascomycota; Eurotiomycetes; Eurotiales; Aspergillaceae. The transcript is spliced from 2 exons.
AUGGAGCCUGAACCACGCAGUGGUCCCGGACUGGGGGACCUGGAAAAAGAACUCACUUGUUCGAUCUGCACAGACCUGCUAUACCAACCCCUCACCCUCCUCGACUGCCUACAUACCUUCUGCGGCUCGUGUCUGAAAGAAUGGUUCGCCGUGCAGGGCGGCGCCCGCCGUCGAUCGUCGUCCUCCUCCCCGCGCUUCACCUGCCCAUCGUGUCGCGCCGUCGUGCGCGAAACCAGACCCAAUGCUACCGUCACCACGCUGCUGGAUAUGGUCCUGGCGAAUAACCCCGAGCGAGCAAAGCCCGAGCCCGAGAGGGAGGAGAUCGCGAAGAAGUAUAAACAUGGCGAGUCGGUGUUUCCGGCCCUCGUGGCGGAGGCAUCCGCUGGGGCCGAGGGCGAAGAGGAUCGCAGGUUGUUGGAGGAGGUGAGGGAGCUGAGUUUGAGAGAUGCCAGGAGGUCGGCGAGGGAGUCGCGGAGUCGCGCGGGCAGGGCAGAGAGUGUCGAUGCGGAUGCGAGGUCGAGGCGACGGAGAGAGGAGGAUAGGGCGGCCAGGAGACACCAGCAGCAGCAACAGCACCGGGCACUACGGUCGGAGGAUGCGUCGCGCCGUACGAGGCAGAUCGAGCAUCAGAGUAGUUUGCGGUCGUUGUUGAGUUUGUCGGAUACCGAGACGAUGGAGGAGGAGAUUUUGCGGCAGAUUCUGGAGGAGGGGCUCUUGGAGGAUAUCGAUUUGGAUAAUCUCGGCCCGCGCCAGGAAGAGGAGCUCAGUGAGCGGAUUGCCGACGCCUAUCGGCGGAGACAUCGCUUGCGGUCGCGAUCGCAGCAGAGACAGGAGGGCGGCGAGACGCCCUCGCAGCCUUCGAGUCGCCCUCGGGCGAGAUCGCAGUCUGUGCAGAGGCCUCCGCCGUCGGCUCCUACGACGCCUACUACGACGACGUCGCCCCGCGAAUCGUCGAGAAACCCGCCCGUGUCGAGGCCGUAUCUGCUGGACCCGCUGGUGUCGCGGUCGGGCCAGCCAGGUCAUCAUAGGCGGUUAUCUGAUCAGGGGAGUAGUCGCCGGCGGACGUCGCCCGUGCCUGUUAAUCCGGCGUCGUCGUCGGAGGUCUCGUUGAGACCGGCUACGAGGUCGUCGAGCGACAUGGUUGCCGAGCGCCCUCGCAAUUCGUACUCCGAACGGGCCAGAGCGUCUGAUUCUACGGCUCCGCGAUCACGGCGGGCGACUGCAUCUGAACAAAGCGUGCCGAAUAUCUGGGUGAAUGGAGCAAAUGAUAGGGAGCUGCGACGGCAGAGGCCUGGUCGACAAUCGAUCGACAUUCCUACGUCGGCCCCCUCGCCUCUACAGAACGUGCAGAACAAUUCGAGCGCCCGCCGCCCUGAGCCUAUUAUCACCAACCCUGCGACGACAAGCUCCUUGACUGCCGAAAUCAGCAGCCCGGUUCGGCAGGAUGCGCGAUCUCGAUCGUCGUCGUCGCGAUCCACCGCUUCGCAGAUGACGGCGUCCUAUGUCGAACCGUCGAUUUCAUGCGACCGAUGUGGAAAAGCGAAUAUCCAGUACAGCCUACACAAGAAAUGUACUGAAUGCAAGGAAGGUGGUUACCAUCUCUGUCUAAGAUGCUACCGCCAGGGCCGGGGCUGUUUGAACUGGGCGGGUUUUGGACCAUCUGCAAAAACCAACUACGAACAGAUUUGCGCUGCCUCCAAUGACCAGCCUGCCCCCUCCAAUGAGUCCCAGCAUAUUCUGAUGUCAUCCAAGUACAAACGACCAGUGGACGGCGUCCGUCGCUCACGAGACGGGCGAGAAGUGACCAGUGACGACCCAGCCAGAAGAUUGCAGACGGGGCUUUUCUGCGAAAUCUGCCAUUCUCCCGCCAAUAACUGCUUCUGGAAAUGCAACGACUGCAACGAAGGCGACUGGGGGUUCUGCAAUCGAUGUGUCAACCAGGGCAAAUGCUGCACGCAUGCACUCUUGCCGAUCUGCCGCGUUGCAGCUGACACCCGCUCCGACCUGCCGACUCCGUCAUCGGCUCGCAGCGAAGCAUUCAAGAUCCUCGCCUUCUCGACCAACUGCGAUAUCUGUGCCCAUCCCAUUCCUCCAUCUGUUCUGCGAUUCCAUUGCCUAGAAUGCAACAACGGCGACUACGACAUUUGUGCUAACUGCUAUCUCAAACUGGUGGCGACCGGGAAGAUCCGCAAGGAAAAUGGACAUAAUGGCUGGCGACGCUGUCUGAAGGGCCAUCGGAUGGUUGUCAUCGGGUUUGAGGAUCACGAGGCGGGCCAGCAGCGAGUGAUCGUGUGUGACUUGGUCGGCGGCCGCGCACUGAAGGAUGAACAUGUUCAACACUCCUCAUCGGCGUCGGCAUCGCCCGUCGUUGCAGGUACGCCGUCUAGCGAGACUCCAUCCGGCGACUGGAGCUGGAAGGAAGGCGCCGAGCGACGCAAAAAGGCCUCGCGCGUACGCACUCCGUGGAUGGUUGAGCGCGAUCGCAACGGAUCUCACCAUAGCACCUCGGAGCCGUCGACUCCGAUUACGGCCAGCUCAAACCCGUCCACUCGUCGAUUCCCCCCGAAUGGCGGCGUGGGCGUCGUUCUUCAUGCGUUGUGGUCGUGGUAUCCGGAGGACGGAAUGCAAGACGAGUUGAUGUUUCCCCGGGGCGCCGAAAUCACCGAGGCGGAGAAUAUCAACGACGAUUGGUAUUGGGGAUGCUAUGCCGGCUCGACGGGCUUGUUUCCUGGCGCUCAUGUUUUUGUGGUGGGAGAGAUUGCUUAG